Molecule: messenger RNA, 2766 nt
Organism: Daldinia childiae
Lineage: Eukaryota; Fungi; Ascomycota; Sordariomycetes; Xylariales; Hypoxylaceae
Product: DNA mismatch repair protein msh-2
Exons: 2
Coding region: 1-2766 (921 amino acids)
Biological process (GO): mismatch repair; mitotic recombination
Cellular component (GO): nucleus; MutSalpha complex
Molecular function (GO): ATP binding; ATP-dependent DNA damage sensor activity; mismatched DNA binding
Source: RefSeq, a predicted model, not a curated record
AUGUCUUCCCGACCCGAGUUAAAGGUCGAUGACGAACACGGAUUCAUACGUUUCUUUAAAUCAUUGCCGUCCGUAGGCGAAGAAACUGUUCGUAUAUUCGACCGAGGCGACUGGUACACCGCCCACGGCCAAGAUGCGAAUUUCAUUGCGAGAACCGUCUACAAAACCACCUCUGUUGUGCGACAGCUAGGACGAAAUGAUGCCAGCGGCCUACCAUCCGUUACUAUGACAGUCACCGUAUUCAGACAAUUCCUUCGAGAAGCUCUGUUCAAGCUUGGAAAGCGUGUCGAGAUAUAUGCUAGCAGCGGUAGCCGAAUGAAUUGGAAGAUUGUCAAGCAAGCCUCACCAGGGAAUCUGCAGGAUGUAGAAGAGGAGCUCGGAGGACAAUUCGAGUCUGCGCCCAUGAUACUGGCUGUCAAGAUUUCGGCUAAGGCUUCUGAAGCCAGGAGUGUAGGCGUUUGUUUUGCUGAUGCCAGUGUUCGAGAACUUGGAGUUAGCGAGUUUCUUGACAAUGACCAAUACUCAAACUUCGAAGCCCUCCUUAUUCAGCUUGGUGUUAAGGAGUGUCUCGUCCAAAUAGACAGGGCCGAAAAAGACAAAGACCCUGAAUUAGCCAAGCUUAAGCAGAUUAUAGACAACUGUGGAGUUGCAAUGGCUGAGAGACCAGCUGGUGAUUUUGGAACAAAAGACAUCGAGCAGGACCUUGCUCGAUUGCUGAAGGAUGAGAGAUCCGCAACUCUGCUUCCACAGACUGAUCUCAAGUUGGCCAUGGGGUCCGCGGCAGCAUUGGUCAAAUAUCUAGCUGUUCUCCAAGACCCAUCCAACUUUGGUCAGUACCAGCUGUACCAGCACGACCUAUCUCAAUUUAUGAAGCUCGAUGCUGCCGCCCUCAAAGCUCUUAAUCUAAUGCCUGGUGUAAGGGACGGCUCUAAGACAAUGAGCUUGUACGGAUUGCUUAAUCACUGCAAGACACCGGUCGGUAGCCGGUUAUUGUCUCAAUGGUUGAAACAGCCCCUGAUGAACAAAGAUGAGAUCGAAAAGCGCCAACAAUUAGUUGAAGCUUUCGUUAAUGAUACGGAACUACGCCAGACCAUGCAAGAGGAGCACCUCAAGUCUGUACCGGACCUCUACCGGUUAGCAAAACGAUUUCAACGAAACAAGGCAAACUUAGAAGACGUCGUUCGAGCAUACCAGGUUGUUAUUCGUUUACCCGGGUUCCUAGGAACACUGGAGGGCGUGAUGGAUGAGAAGUACAAAGACCCAUUAGACGAGGCAUAUACAAACAAAUUAAGAGGGUUUUCUGAUAGUCUCGGAAAGCUCGCUGAUAUGGUGGAAACUACUGUUGACCUCGAUGCCCUUGAUAACCACGAGUUCAUUAUCAAGCCCGAGUUCGAUGAUAACUUGCGCAUUGUGCGGAGAAAACUCGACAAGCUCAGGUCGAAUAUGGAUAACGAAUUCCGAAAAGCGGCAGACGAUCUGAACCAAGAAGAAAACAAGAAGAUAUUCCUUGAAAACCACAAGGUUCAUGGUUGGUGCAUGCGGCUAACGAGAACUGAAGCUGGCUGUAUUCGCAAUAAUUCCCAUUACCAGGAGUGCUCGACACAGAAGAACGGCGUGUACUUCACCACGAAGUCGCUACAAUCAUAUCGCCGGGAGUUCGAUCAGCUAUCUCAGACCUACGACAGGACACAAAAAGGCUUAGUCAACGAGGUUGUAAGUGUUGCCGCGUCUUAUAGUCCUGUGCUUGAACAGCUUGCUGGCGUAUUAGCACAUCUGGACGUCAUCAUAUCAUUCGCGCACUGCUCAGUCCACGCGCCCACAUCCUACGUUCGUCCUACCAUCCAUCCUCGAGGGGAGGGAUCCACCAUUCUGAAGGAGGCUCGUCAUCCGUGUAUGGAGAUGCAAGAUGAUAUACAAUUUAUCACAAAUGAUGUCGAACUCCGUCGCGACGAAUCCUCUUUCUUAAUUAUCACAGGACCUAACAUGGGCGGUAAAUCAACCUACAUCAGACAGAUUGGUGUCAUCGCGCUCAUGGCGCAAAUCGGAUGCUUUGUUCCUUGCACUGAAGCGGAGCUCACUAUCUUCGAUUCUAUACUCGCGCGUGUCGGCGCUAGUGACUCACAACUCAAGGGAGUCUCGACGUUCAUGGCGGAGAUGUUGGAGACAGCGAAUAUCCUCAAGUCAGCGACAGCUGAGUCGCUAAUCAUCAUCGACGAGCUAGGCCGCGGCACAUCAACCUACGACGGUUUCGGGCUAGCCUGGGCUAUCAGCGAGCACAUCGUCAAGGAGAUCGGCUGCUCCGCCAUGUUCGCGACGCACUUCCACGAGCUGACGGCGCUCGCAGACCAACACCCGCAGGUGCGCAACCUACACGUGACGGCGCAUAUAUCGUCGGCCGGCGAGGGCGUCGACAAGCGCGAGGUCACGCUGCUGUACAAAGUCGAGCCCGGCAUCUGCGACCAGUCGUUCGGUAUCCACGUCGCGGAGCUGGUGCGAUUCCCAGAUAAGGUGGUGCGCAUGGCCAAGCGCAAGGCAGACGAGCUGGAAGACUUCACGGCCAAGCACGAGAACAUGCAGCAGAACUACGGAAAAGAAGACGUGGAAGAAGGUAGCGCCAGACUGAAGGAAGUGCUGGUCCGCUGGAAGGACGAGGUCAAGGGCGGAAGCAUGAGUAAGGAGGAGAUGGUAAGCCGUCUAAGAGAGCUCGUCAGCAAGGACGAGAAGCUCCUGGCGAACCCGUUCUUCACCGCCGUCAAGGCUUUGUGA